GGGCGAAACGCGCGCCGCUCGCGUCCCGCACGUCAGACGGCGGGCGUCAGCGAGCGAGCGCGCGGCGCCGCUUUCUCUUCUGUGCGCAUUUUUUGCAAGCUAAUCGGCAUCGAACGAGAUGUACGAUCUGCGAUCUUGAAUUCUUUACAGAUGCCGCAGACGGUGCCCACUGCAGCCGGCUACUCGCCGUCGUUCGACUACAGCAAUUUUCAGUUCGAUCUGUCCCUCCUGCCGGACGAUUAUGGCCCGACCGGCGGCGGCCAAGCCGGCCUGAAGAGCUCGCCGAUCAAGCAGGAGGCCUGCUCGCCGCGUCCGGGAUCGCCCACGACUUACCAGAGCCCGCCGUAUCAGAACAACGGCGAGCUGCCAUUGUCGCCUAACUACUCGCACGAGGGUUCCUCGCCGGGAUACCCGACGAGCCCCUACUAUGUGCCCAGGAGUCCCCAGAGCGCCCAGUUUUACCCCACCAGCCCGGAACCAUCGGCCAAGCAGCCGGUCAAGAGGGAGAAGAGCCUCGAUCUGCUGGCCAUCCUUCAGGAAUCCAGGCUCUUAGCCGAGAGUCUGGGCUACCGCGAGGACUCGACUGACUGCACGGUGCCUUGCACCCCGCCCCGCAGCGAGGAGGACAUCUACAACAGUCUCGACGCGGACUUCCUGCCUAAGAAAGAAGAUACCGGCGUGCAGGGCCAUCAGUUGCUUAAGGAGAUCCUCUUCAAGGAGGAACCGCGAUCCGUUUCUAGCGGUUCGUCGCCGUCCUCCUUGUCCUCCUCCUCCUCGUUGUCGCCCAGCCCUUCGAGCGACUUCGAGAGCGGUUCAGCGUUGCGCGAGCUCCUCUUCAAAGGCGCGCCGCGCAAGGAUCUGACGGAGAUUCCCAAGACGAGCCAGCUCAAGGCGGAACGAUCGCGGGACGAGCUGGCGAAUCCUCUGCAAAAGGAGGAGGAGCUCUUCAAGGACGGCCAGAAGAGCGAUCACCAGCUGUUGCGGGAAGUGCUGCGAGACACCAGCUUCCAGAGGAAGUACAACCUAAGACCCGUCGAUCUCGGCGGCGUCGGCACCGGCUUCGUCGAGGACAUGGAGGCCGGCGAGUGCGUGGGCGAUCUCGCGCGCGAGCAACUCGAGCCGGUCCUCAGCCUGGCCAUCCAGCAACUGCAGAAGGACUUCGACAACACCUGCGUGGCGCUCGGUAUUCAUCCAGAGCCUAGACGCUGGAGCGCGGCGGAUGUGGCAGCUUGGGUACAAUGGGCUAGGCGGCAAUUACAAUUGCCCUCGGUACCACUGGAGAGCUUCAACGUGGAUGGCGCGACGCUGGCCUCCCUCACGGAGGAGGAUUUCUGCCAGAGAGCUCCUCAGUGCGGGAGCAUGCUACAUGCGCAGCUGGAGAUUUGGAAGGCCGCCGUCGAAGAGUCACCGCGGAACACGCUCGCCGCUUCCUGGAGCCCCGCGGGGGUGGUACAGUCGCCGAGCAGUGCCGUGACCCCGCCGGCGGUCGGAAACGCGACAGCCAGCCUCAAGGAGUCACCCUGCACCAUAGAUUUCUCGGAUGACGAGGACGAGGAGUGCGCUUCCGCUCAAGGCGGCGGUAACAGCGGCGGCAAGAUGCGCAACGGCGGCAGCCACAUCCAUCUCUGGCAGUUCCUGAAGGAGCUGUUGCAGAGCCCGGGCGUGCACGGCUCCUGCAUACGCUGGCUGGACCGCAGCAAGGGGGUCUUCAAAAUCGAAGAUUCGGUGCGCGUGGCGCGGCUCUGGGGCAAGCGGAAGAAUCGGCCCGCCAUGAAUUACGACAAGCUCAGCCGCAGCAUCCGGCAGUACUACAAGAAGGGCAUCAUGAAGAAGACGGAGCGCAGCCAGAGACUGGUGUACCAGUUCUGCCAUCCUUACUGUCUGUAAGGAGCCCUUCGGCCUCAUCCCCCCGCACUUCCAAUCCUCCUCCUCUUCCUCCUCUUCCUCUCCACUAAUCCUCCUAUUCCCUGCUUCGCGCGCGCGUCCGCGUGCGCCUGCGAUCCAGAGCGAGUGACUUCAGGAAAAUCUCCCGGAAGAGCCCAGCUUCACGGAGAUCGUAAGGUAAACGAUUCGCCGUGCUCGAUAUUAUUGGCGAUGAUAACGUCGAGUUACGGCCGGGUCCAUUUAGUACGCCCGUUUUGGGCGACCAUUUUUGCUUUUGCGUUUAUUUUCUCUUCUUCUUUCUCUCUCUCUCUCUCUCUCUCUCUUUUUCUCUCUCUCUCUCUGUCUCUCUUUGUCUCUUCUAUUUUCGAAUUCUUUUUCUUUUUUUUUUAAUAAUUAUCUGAGACGAGCUCUCAUCGCGAAGUGAAGGCGCGAACAAGUGGAGAUUCGCCAGAGAAAAGGGAAGAAAUAAAUCUUUCCCCUCUAUUCUCACGAUCGCUUGUCGGCACCAGUCGUCGGAUCCUCGAGCUGUCGGAUACGCGCGCGAUAUGUCGCACGGGCGUGCCUCAGCGCGCGGAACUGUUCGCUGCUUGAUGCUUGUCUCGCUUUUCCUCGACGACGGAAGCGACGAUACGAACGGGGAGGAAAACGAAGUCGGAGAGAAUCUAUUUUUUAUAACACUUUUGCAUGAGGAAAAAGACAACAACGCCGCAACAACGGCCGUCCUUCGGGCGUCUCACGUCGCGAUUUAAUGAAAAUAUAAAUGAAACCGUGAAAGAGGAAAAAAAAAUAUCGAAAUGUCAAUUCGCCGCGCCUUUUGUAAAAUAAAAAUAUCUUCGCUGAGAUAAUCGUUGACUGCUCGCAACAGCGUAUCGCGAUGUAACGUGGUUAAUUACAUUUUUGCGACUUUACAAUCUUUGACACGAACGCGCGAAGUCGUGGAAACAUUUUUACGCGGCGCGCGGAAAGGUGUUUAUUAACUUGUCGAGCGUGCCUUAGACACGUGCCGUGGGCAUCGCGAUGAAGGACGCUGGAACCGCUGAAACCACGAGUCUCGAUCGGGCACGCGGCGAUCACCGGCGAUUGCGCGAAAUUUCGCUCGCUCGUGAAUCGAUCAAGAAACGCUCAGGUGGUGAUCGAUCGUGGACUUUCCGUUCAAGAGGGAAUAUAAUUAUUGGCGAUCGUGUCGCGGCGCGCUCUCGAGGCGUCACAGGCGCGCGACUGGUGCUGGUGAUUUUGGUCCCAUAUAUCUAUGAUAUAUUAAAAGCUGUAUGUUCCAUGAACGAUUUAGGUUUUAAGGCAACUUAGCUGCGUAAGUGUAUCGGGGCUCACGUGAGCCGCCCUUAAGUUACUCGAAGAGAUUCUUUUUUUUUAUUCUUCAUACUUUCGUUUUUCGCUGUAGCGCUCGCGCGAUCGCGAUUACGACGUCGAUCGCGUCGAUCCUUCAUGCUCGUAGUUUGUAGGAGGUUCUCAUACAUCGCUAUCUUUUUUUUAUCGCACAUUAUUAUUCUUGUCUAACAAGUUUCUCGCUAUCGGCUUAAUAGAAAUCUCGUCGCAUCUCUUCACUUCUAUCGUUCGUGCAUAAUUUUCUGUCGCUCUUUUUUAAGAACCUGCUAACUUUGCAUACUUAAUCAAGUGCUUGUUUUCGUAUAUUUUAGUAAAUCUGUUAUUGCGAUUUCGGAUAUAUUAUGAUAACGCAUAUAAAAUAAUUAAUUCGAAAUUUUGCGAAUUUCGAUAUGGCUAACCAUAAGAUUUGCACUAACGUGUUCACACAUUCGCUCACCGAUCGGUUGUAUAUAUAGAUAUUUGCGACAUAUAUGUAAUCGUUAUAUAUAUAUUCGUUUUAUUUAUUUAUAACUGAGUCUAUCUUGGUUGACGUACGGAGCAAUCUUGCCGUGUAACGCUGAAAGCUCUUUGGCGUGAUAUUCCGUCGAUUCUGUGACCGAUGUCGCUUCCAUCUCGGUUCGCUUUGUCUCGAUCAUGAGUUUAACGUCGGGAAUUACUGCACGGUCGUUUCUCGCUCGUGCGAAAGUGCAAUUGAUGAACAAUGCAAUUACGUCCGUGGUCACCCAUUACCAUUGGACUUGAACCAUUCUCAGCCGACUAUAAUAACGUGACAUUAGUCGACGAUCGGACCUUUCACCGUUCUCGCGAUGUAUAUGUAUAGUCUGUUGAAUUUUCAAUUUCUCGCGACAAUUUUAUAACAAAAUUUUUAUACCAAGGUCCGUAUACAUUCUCAAAAUAAUUUAAAUUCAACGCUGAAAGCGUCAGAUAGUUGCAAUAUUUAGAAGAACGUAGUUUGAUUAAUAUUUCCUGUCGUUCUUUAUUAUUUUAGUCUUAGCAAAGACUACGAAAUUUGCUUACAUUAUUCGACCUGCUAAGUGAGCAAAAUGAGUUUCGUUGAUUGGGCUGCAGAAGAGUUCAAGUCAUUUGUACAACGCAGAAACUCGAUGCCAAAGAACAUCGCAGCGUGAACGAGCGAAUGUCAAUUAGUUUUGUCGAGAAAAUGGAAUCGCUCGCGUAAUUAGAUCGUAAAGCGCGCUUCCACGCCUGUUGGGUUUCUACGACAUGUGCAUUAUUAUUUUUUAUGCAGCUUGGCAUGCAACGCAAAUUGGAAGUAGACCGAGGCGGGGCCUCGAAACUCUCGAGGCACCAUUAAAUUUGUGUAAAUUUGAAUGGAAAAAAAUAUUAUAAAUUUAAUUUUCUUAUAGCGAGAGGCUUUUGUUAUUUCGAUUUUUCGAGUUGUCAGAAAAUCUAUUAACGGUUUGAAAAAUAGGUUCGCAAAUUCUUAUUACUUCGUAGAACUAAAUACAUAAAUGCAAUACAAUAGGAAGGAAAUACUUUUCGAUGGAACAUUACAGUUGGCUUCUAGACUCGCUAAAAACGUCUGCAUAUCGAGGGUUACCUGCAAUUCGUUUUGCGCCAGGCUUUACCGCAUUCUGUAGGUUUAACGGUAGUUGGUUCUUCAAUUCCGCGAUAAAGUGUAGGCAAAGCUCGAAGGCGGCGGGGAAUUCCUUCCCGCUGAUUGCAGUGACAGAAAGGAAGAGUGCAGUUCGUUGACACGGACAAAGUCGAAGAGUGCGGUUAAUUUCGCAGUUAGGUAGAGAAGUGGGAAAUAAUGGAAUUGAGGGACGAAGUGGCACAAGCAAUAUCAAAUAAAUCCGAUUCGCGUAAUCACAUAGUUAUUGUUCUAACCGAUUAUUUAUUAAUUUAAUUAUUGUUAAGGUGAAGUUGUAGGAUUAGGGAAUUGUAUAAAAAGGAACACACAUUUCUUGGUUUGGUUAAAUUGUGAGGAAACGGAGUCUGUCCAUUGUGAAGGAAUUUUCUCUAUAUAGAGAGUUUGUUAAUAGACGUAUUCGUUAUUGAAAACUAAAUUUUUUUGUGAUAAAAAAUUAAGAAAAAUUAAUUUUUUGGGUUAAAUUGCAAUUAAAAAUAAAUGCAUUUUUGAAUUAAUUCCAAAAAGAAUUUAUUUUGACAGAAUCUCAAGUUUUUCGCGCAAGAAAAUUAAAUAACUUGGUAGAUAUUUGCGCGAAAAAAUUGUUUUACUCACUAAAUACGUCCAUUAUCAAACGUCUACAAAGAGUACAAUAGACGUUAAGAUUAUUGAUGUUUAGAGUUUGUUUAGAAUCAGUACGACUUAUUUAUCUCGGUGAGAAAAAAAGCGAUGACGAAAGAGAAACAUGUGCUUCCACUUUCUCAGUGAUCUUUGGCAAUCAGAACAUAAUUAUUGAUGUGUGCGCAUUGAAUUGUACAUAUUUGCGAACACCACUGGCGAAUAUUUAUAUAUAUAUAUAUUUGUUUAAUCGUAUAUAGUUAAGACGUUGCUGGUUUUAUAUGAACAGAGAUUUAAUUAGGACUAAGCGUUGAUUUCCUACUUAACAACUGGUCUUAUCAAGACAUUGUUAUACAUAUAUCAUAUUAUAUAUUUAUGUAUUCAUGUUUCGACUGUUCUAAUGAGAUUAAGGUGGGUAUGGCGCAUCACGAGAUGAUAAUAAUAAUAAUAAUAGUCAAGGCUAUUCUCAAAAAAUAUUAUCGAAAAUCUGCUAUGAAAUUUGAAGGCAGAUCAACGUCGAUUAUAGAAUCGACGAUCGAAACGCGCGUUUUGCGUGUGGACUGAGAUAAGCCUCGACCAGAGCAAUAAUAAUAAUAAUAUUAAUAUAUAUAUAUAUAUAUACACACACAUAUAUAUUUUCUUACGUCGACAUUUCUUGCUACCGACAUUCGGAGCGAGUUACUAACACGAAGCAAAGAAAAAUAAAAAUAAA
Messenger RNA from Linepithema humile (Argentine ant), 6146 nucleotides. Lineage: Eukaryota; Metazoa; Arthropoda; Insecta; Hymenoptera; Formicidae. The record is from RefSeq and is a predicted model, not a curated record.